Molecule: messenger RNA, 1107 nt
Organism: Nanorana parkeri
Lineage: Eukaryota; Metazoa; Chordata; Amphibia; Anura; Dicroglossidae
Gene: JMJD7
Product: jumonji domain containing 7
Exons: 8
Coding region: 26-970 (314 amino acids)
Molecular function (GO): 2-oxoglutarate-dependent dioxygenase activity
Source: RefSeq, a predicted model, not a curated record
AGUGUUCAGGCGGCCAUGUGUGACAAUGGCAGCUGCACAUGCAGUACGGAGGAGCGUGCAGGAGCUGGCACAGGAGGUCCGGGAGCUCCAUGGAUCAGACGGUAUCUCUUACUUGGAGGAUCCUCCAACGGCACUACAGUUUCAUCGGGAUUGGCUGAGUCCGAACAGACCAUGCAUUAUACGCAAUGCCUUCAACCACUGGCCAGCCCUACACAAGUGGACGUUCGAUUACCUCCGGACCUGUGUAGGAUCUAAGUGUGUGAGCGUGGCUGUAACUCCUAAUGGUUAUGCCGAUGCUGUAUACAAGGACAGAUUUGUCAUGCCCCAGGAGCGAUCCAUGAAGCUGGUGGAUGUCUUGGAUCUCAUUGAGAAGAAAACCAGCAGCCCAGGAGUGUAUUACAUUCAGAAACAGUGCUCCAAUCUGACAGAGGAGUUCCCAGAGCUGAUAGGAGAUGUGGAGAGUCAUAUACCAUGGAUGAGUGAGGCUUUAGGAAAGCACCCAGAUGCUGUUAAUUUCUGGCUGGGAGAGUCUGCAGCAGUGACUUCAUUACAUAAAGACCACUACGAGAACCUAUAUUGUGUCAUCUCUGGAGAAAAGCACUUUAUUCUUCACCCACCAACUGACCGACCGUUUAUCCCAUAUGAGCUAUACCAGCCAGCAACGUACCAAGUUAGUGAAGAUGGAUCAUUUCAAGUAGUUGAUGAGGAAUCUACAGACAAGGUGCCUUGGAUCCCUGUUGAUCCACUGGAUCCAGAUCUAAGUAUGUACCCAGCAUAUAGUCAGACACGACCACUCCAUGUCACUGUAAGGGCAGGAGAAAUGCUGUAUCUACCCUCUCUGUGGUUUCACCAUGUGCGCCAGUCCCAUGGCUGCAUUGCAGUGAAUUACUGGUACGACAUGGAGUAUGACAUCAAAUAUCAUUAUUUCCAGCUCCUCGACUCUCUCGCUAAUGUCAUCAAGAACUCCUGAUUGAAUAUAAAGCAUGAAGCCAACAUGGAAGAGAAGAUGAUGUGACUGUCUUAUGCUGCUGUAUUUAAUUCUAGCACAGAUGAAGACUAUAGUAUAUAGUUAUGGAAGCAGACAUUGCAAUGUGUUGAAGCCAUCGG